AUGGCUUUAUAUGAUUCUUUUUCUUCCGCUCCUCUUUCUAUCUCUCAAGUUGUGACUCUCAAACUCACUGAGUCCAACUAUCUCCAAUGGAAAACUCAAUUCGAGUCUUUUCUCUCACCUCAAAUGCUUCUUGGCUACGUUAAUGGCUCACUUCCUCAUCCAGCAUCCACUAGCUCUGUCACCCGUGCUGCUGGAGUUACUGAAGAGCCUAACCCGGAGUUCCAGAAGUGGGUUCGUAAUGACCAACUGGUCAUGGCUUGGAUCUUAGGAUCACUCUCUGAAACCGCCAUACGAGACGUCUAUGGUCUGCAGUAUGCUCAGGAGUAUGGUAGAACCAUGGAAGAUUACCUUAGCGAACUCAAUCAAGUCUUUGAUCAGCUAGAUUCAAUCGGCUUUCCCAUGACCGACUUAAAGAAAAUACAUGGCUUAUUGUUUGGUUUAGGCAAGGAAUAUGAAACUGUUGCUACUGUGAUUGAGCAUUCUAUGGACUCACUUCCCACUCCUUGCUAUGAAGAUGUAGUCUUUAAAGUUAUUGCCUUUGAUGAUAAGCUGAAAACGUAUUCUGCUGCUCCUGCUGUCAUUCCGCAUCUUGCCUUUCAAACUGAGAAGACAUACUAUGACCGGGGAGGUUCAAACAACAGAGGAGGUCGUUCUGGUGGAAGUUACAGAGGAAGAGGGAAUUACUCUACCAGAGGACGCGGCUUUCAGCAGCACGGUAGCAGUCAGAACAGUCAGAAUAGAGGAAAUGGUGUCACAAAACCUACCUGUCAGAUCUGUGGGAAGUAUGGUCAUAGUGCUUUUGACUGUUACAAUCUCUAUAGUGAGUCACUCACUAAACUUGAUCUACCUGCUGCUUUGGCUGCAAUGUGA
Camelina sativa (false flax) is the source of this 870-nucleotide messenger RNA. The record is from RefSeq and is a predicted model, not a curated record. NCBI's taxonomy places the organism in Eukaryota, Viridiplantae, Streptophyta, Magnoliopsida, Brassicales, Brassicaceae.